AUGUUCCACAACAGCAACUGCCUUCCUGCAUAUACAACAGCCUCAUUUAACACUUCCCUUAGCAUGUUCAAUUUCAAUCUUGCCAAUAAUGCAUUUGUCGCUAAGACCGGCUUUCUUAGCCUCCAGACUUCGCCCGCCCUUGUCAUCUUCAGUUGUUCCACGACGAAACCUCGGCUUCAAUUACUUGCUCCGGUAAAAACUCUGAACAUAAUUGAUGUCGCUCCGGUAAAAGUCACUAUUUCAUGCUUGGGAAUUCAGUACGUUUCUCGUGUGACUAGAAUAAAAAGAGAGAUGAUUUAUGAAGAAUUUGGAAUUGGCUGUUUAGGAUUAGUAGGAAUCGUUGCUUUCUGCAAUAGUGAGAGAUCGCCAACUUUAAGAAAUACACCUGAUAAUCAGGCCUCUGAGACCUCUAAUUCCGGCGGUAGUCUCUCCUCUGUUCUCAGCAAAGUAAUUCAAUUCGAGGAGGUAUCACUUCGCUGGGACCUUUGGGAUGCUCGAUCAACCCGCCGACGUAAACCAAGUAUCCCAAAAGAGUCUUGUGGUGAACAGCGCGAGGCCGGACAAUUCGCAUCCUCUGGAAGGCCCUGGCCUGGCCGACCGGUGCAAGGGCUGUCUAGAGGCCAAGUUUGUCCGACCAGCGAGUCAUUCGUACGCGCUUCCGCUUCUGAGGAUGAGAGUGAGGACGACGAUAAUGACUUUUUCAACUUAGAAACUCAGGUAGAAUUUUUGAUCUUGCUAAAGCCGUCGUCUAUUUACAUAAACCCUGAACUCUUUAAACAUUAA
This is a messenger RNA of Protopolystoma xenopodis, 783 nucleotides long. Lineage: Eukaryota; Metazoa; Platyhelminthes; Monogenea; Polystomatidea; Polystomatidae. The record is from the annotation of a GenBank genome assembly.